This is a messenger RNA of Acipenser ruthenus (sterlet), 2519 nucleotides long. RefSeq names its product gastrula zinc finger protein XlCGF7.1-like. The record is from RefSeq and is a predicted model, not a curated record. The coding region runs from base 304 to 894 and encodes 196 amino acids. Gene Ontology annotation, biological process: regulation of transcription by RNA polymerase II. The transcript is spliced from 2 exons. Gene Ontology annotation, molecular function: RNA polymerase II cis-regulatory region sequence-specific DNA binding; DNA-binding transcription factor activity, RNA polymerase II-specific. Lineage: Eukaryota; Metazoa; Chordata; Actinopteri; Acipenseriformes; Acipenseridae.
AGAAGCCAGUGUCCCCUUUUAGCGUUGGCUUUUAAAAAACGUGGCGAUCGCUUGUGAGGAUCACAGAUUAGAAACGAACGCGGCAAACCACAGGGGUGCUAUCGGGGAUGGAGGCAAAACACAAGGCAGGGACGGUGAUGCUGUGGACCCGUUCGCUUUUUUGUAAAGUCGUUCUGCUGAUCUCUGGAUUGUGCUGUUGAACCGUUACAGAUUUAAACAACUGAAAAAAAAUUAAAACCUGAUCACGGAUCAGGGAGUGAGGCGGACUGGGCUGAAUUUGACGCAGGACCAGCUUCAGUAGAGAUGAGAGCCGUGCGCGUCAAAGAAGAGACUGGGGAGUCCGUCUGUAUCGAAGAGGAGACUCCCCAACUCCAACCCGCUGAACCGGGACCUCUCCACCUCCUGGAGGAAGCCUUUGAACUGACCUGCUCCGCUGUGGCUCAAGCCAGCCCAGGGGUGAGGCAUUCCCCUGCCCGCGACAGAGAAGCAAAGCAUUCUGGGAGCGGAAUUCGAAUCCCACAUCCGUGUCCGGACUGCGGGAAGCGUUUCGUCGAGCUCGGACCGCUGAAGAGACACAGACGGACUCACGCGCGGAAGACCCCUUAUCCAUGCGCGGAGUGCGGGAAGAGGUUCAGCCAGAAGGGGGCGCUGCAGGACCACCUGAGAAUCCAUACUGGGGAGAGACCGUUCCACUGCGGGGAGUGUGGGAGGAGCUUUACCCGCGUGGACGGGCUGCGGAUCCACCAGCGGAUUCACACUGGAGAAAAGCCGUACCGCUGCGGGCAGUGUGGGAGGAGCUUUAGACAUUCCGCUGGACUCAAACAGCACAGCCAGACUCACACGCCCCGCGGUCAAGGUGAAGCGUCAGUGGAGUGCCACAGGGAUCAGUAUUAGGUCCUCUGCUAUUCCUAAUCGACAUUAAUGAUUUAGAUUCCGGUAUAGUAUGCAAACUUGUUAAAUUUGCAGACGACACAAAAAUAGGAGGAGUGGCAGACACUGUUGAAGCAGCAAAGGUCAUUCAAAAUGAUCUAGACAGCAUUCAGAACUGGGCAGACACAUGGCAAAUGACAUUUAAUAGAGAAAAGUGUAAGGUACUGCACACAGGCAAUAGAAAAAUAGGAGAAAAUAGGAGGCACUUUUUUACACAGAGAAUUGUGAUGGUCUGGAACCAACUCCCCAGUAAUGUUGUUGAAGCUGACACCCUGGGAUCCUUCAAGAAGCUGCUUGAUGAGAUUCUGGGAUAAGCUACUAACAACCAAACGAGCAAGAUGGGCCGAACGGGGCCUCCUCUCGUUUGGAAACUUUCUCAUGUUCUUAUAUAGACCUGAGAAGGACUCCAGGUGUAUCGUGGAGGAAGGAGAGGUCUACUAACCAACUCGAGGCUAAAAUAUGCCACAGAAAACAAAGUUCAGACGAGGUAUGAACUGAGGAGACAAUGGGACAGUUCAGGGCUGUUUAGUGGAGACAGUGUUUGAUCCUUGUCCUAAGCCUUGACUUUCAUAUCAACACCUGAGAAACAAAAGGUUUUAAAAACAUAAUGGAUAUAUUCACAAAUGAUGUUUGUGUUAUAGGUGAUGUGAAAACUUUUGCUGUAGAAAUGGGCAGUCCAAUCUAAAUUCUACCAGUAGCUGUGCUUCAGCAGAGGGAGGUUAUCCUCGCUUUAAUAGCUACCUUUGAAAAAAAUCGCACCAAUGAUUUGAAAAUGUUAUUUCGAUAGAUGUGUUUAAGUUUUUGUGGCUCAUAAUGUUUGUGUUAUUAUUUGAGAUCCAUGCAGGCAAUAUAAAUCUGCAUUAUAAAUAUCAUAUGGGAGAUACUGAAAUUGAAGAAGGAAUCUAUGAAAAAGAGCUAGGAGUUUACGUUGACUUAGAAAUGUCUAGACAAUGUGGGGAAGCUAUAAAAAAGGCCAAUGAGAUGCUUGGAUAUAUUGUGAGAAGUGUUGAAUUUAAAUCAAGGGAAGUCAUGUUGAAACUUUACAAUGCAUUAGUAAGACCUCACCUAGAAUAUUGUGUUCAGUUCUGGUCACCUCGUUACAAAAAGGAUAUUGCUGCUCUAGAAAGAGUGCAAAGAAGAGCGACCAGAAUUAUCCCGGGUUUAAAAGGCAUGUCGUAUGCAGACAGGCUAAAAGAAUUGAAUCUAUUCAGUCUUGAACAAAGAAGACUACGCAGUGAUCUGAUUUAAGCAUUCAAAAUCCUGAAAGGUAUAGACAAUGUUGACCCAGGGGACUUUAUCAACCUGAAAAACAAGGACCAGGGGUCACAAAUGGAGAUUAGAUAAAGGGGCAUUCAGAACAGAAAAUAGGAGGCACUUUUUCACACAGAGAAUUGUGAGGGUCUGGAACCAACUCCCCAGUAAUGUUGUUGAAGCUGACACCCUGGGAUCCUUCAAGAAGCUGCUUGAUGAGAUUCUGGGAUCAAUAAGCUACUAACAACCAAACGAGCAAGAUGGGCUGAAUGGGGCCUCCUCUCAUUUGGAAACUUUCUUAUGUUCUUAUUAAUAAACAUCGUAACCUGUCCUCUUAA